Daphnia pulicaria is the source of this 2348-nucleotide messenger RNA. Its product is annotated as copine-8-like. Gene Ontology annotation, cellular component: plasma membrane. Lineage: Eukaryota; Metazoa; Arthropoda; Branchiopoda; Diplostraca; Daphniidae. The record is from RefSeq and is a predicted model, not a curated record. Bases 351 to 2033 code for a protein of 560 amino acids. Gene Ontology annotation, molecular function: calcium-dependent phospholipid binding. The transcript is spliced from 7 exons. Gene Ontology annotation, biological process: cellular response to calcium ion.
UCACUUGUGCUUGCAUCUGCAGCACCAGAUUUAGUACGUUACUACGCAGUCGUAGUGUCGUGGCUACGUAUAUGUGACGUAAUUAUGGCGUUAAGAACUUAGUUUUUAUUACUUUUGUGCUAUAGUAGGUCAAGAGUAGAUUUCUAGUUUACUGUGUUUUCAUUAUUCUGUAUAACCUAGUGUGAAACAUCUAACUGAUUUAAGUAGACAAUAACACUGACAAGAUUUGAAAUGGAGACCGCCCCUAUUUUUCAACCGGGAUCGGUUGCCAAUGUCCCUACUUCUCAAGUGGAAUUAACUUUUUCUGCAAGAAGUAUCAUUUUAUCUAGGCUAUAGAUGUUGUAGAAAACAUGUGUGCAGCCCAGCAAGGAAAUGAUAUGAUGAGUCAAAUGGGCGGUUUUGCGGCGGGAUUAUGCAAGGAAAUUGAAAUUAGUUUAGCUGGGAGGGAUUUACCUGACUUGGAUUACUUGUCCAAAUCUGAUCCCAUGGUUGUGGUGUACAUACAGCCAUUUGGAUUGAAUCAAUGGCAGGAGUUCUGUCGAACAGAAAAAGUUGUCAACUCCAGAAAUCCUGACUUCACCAAAAAGGUUUUGAUGAUGUACCGUUUUGAAGAGCAACAGAAACUGAAAUUUGAGGUUUAUGAUGUGGAUUCUGCCAGCUCUGAUUUGAGUAAACAUGAUUUCUUAGGAUGGGUUGAGAUCACCCUUGGAACUUUGGUUUCUCAGCACAUCAUUAGAAAAAAGAUAGAAUUUCACAAUCCAAACCUUGAGAGAGGAACACUAAUUGUCUCUGCUGAAGAGCUAUCAUCUAAUAAAGAAGAAGUGGAAUUUCAGCUGGUUGCACAUGGAUUAGAUAAGAAGGAUUUUUUUGGCAAAUCUGACCCUUUUGUUACCAUUUCAAAGUCAACUGAAAAUGGAGAAUAUGUUGUGGUUCACAAGUCUGAGGUAAUCAAGACCACUCUGAAUCCUGUUUGGAAAAGUGCUAUUAUUCCUGUCAGAAAUUUGAAUAAUGGUGAUUACGAGAGAACUCUAAAACUUCAAUGCUGGGAUUGGAACCGUAAUGGAUCCCAUAGCUUUAUUGGCGAAGCUUUUUUUAGUCUCCAGAAACUACUGAAUGGUCCACUACCGAUGUCAAUUCCUUGCGUCAAUCCUGGAUAUCAGAAAAAGAAGAAGAAUUAUAAAGACUCGGGCAGAUUUGAAUUUGUUCAUUGUAAAAUCAAUCCUAUCUAUACUUUCCUAGAUUACCUGCAAGGCGGUACAGAAAUUAACUGCACCGUAGCAAUCGAUUUCACAGCUUCAAAUGGCGAUCCCAACACUCCCGCAUCGCUGCAUUAUCUGCAUGGAGGUCCAACGUUGUACGAACAGGCCCUGUCUGCCGUUGGUGAAAUAAUUGAAGAUUAUGACUCCGACAAACAAUUCCCCGUUAUCGGUUUUGGCGCUCGAUUACCUCCUAUAGGCCGAGUUUCGCAUGAAUUUCACGUCAACUUUAACCCGACCAAUCCUUACUGCUAUCGAGUCCCUGGAAUCAUCGCAGCCUAUCGUGCAUGCCUUCCCUUAGUCCAACUUUAUGGACCAACUAAUUUCGCCCCUUGCAUUCGCCAUGUCACUAAGUUCGCUCAACAAUACCAAGACGGUUCACAUUAUUUCGUCCUCCUCAUCCUCACAGAUGGAAUCAUCACCGAUAUGUAUGACACUAAAGAAGCUAUCGUGGAUGCUUCCAGCCUUCCUUUGUCCAUUAUCAUCGUCGGAAUAGGUCAAGCUGAUUUCAGCGCUAUGGAGGGAUUGGAUUCUGACAACGCCUUGCUGACUGCUCCGUCGGGACGCAAAGCUCAACGGGAUAUUGUCCAAUUUGUUCCAUUUAGCCAAUUUCUCAGUGCCAACGUGAAUCCCUUAGUUGGGAGACUUCAUUUGGCUCGCGAAGUCUUGCGCGAAGUUCCCGACCAAUUUACCAGUUACAUGAAAACCCGUAAUAUAAGCCCCAACCCUCCACGCUACGAUCUAACUCGAUUACCGCCCGACCCCAAUCUCUCUUAAAUCGCUCUCUAUUUCUUUUCAUCACAUAUUUAAAUACUCAAAAUUCAUGUUUCAUCUAUUGUCAGUGUUGCCCAAAUUUUUGGUUACCAAACAGAACUUCUAACAUUUUUCUUCUUGCUCAUCAAUGCUGAAAAUUUGAAAUUGAUGUUUGCUUAAUCUUCUGCUUAAAUGUUUUGCGAGUGUUGUUGCCAAACAUAUCCUCUAACAUUUAUCUUCUUAUUCACUAAUACUAAAAUUGGUGGCGUUAUUUCUAUUCUAAUCAAUUACAUUCUUUCAAAUUAAUUUACGUGUUUAAAAAUAAACAAGUCAAAGGAA